UCAUGUAUCCCUCUUAUGGAGCUUUCCCAGUUAUUAACUCAACAAGGUUUGAAUACAUUUGUAAACACAGAGUUCGAUCAUAAGCGCAUUAUAAACGCACUGGCCGGCGAUGACAACAUCAUCCAGAAUGGUAUAAAUCUUGUAUCAAUCACAGAUGGAUUAGAUUCAGUAGAAGAAAGGAGGAAGGCAGGUAAGACAUCAGAAGCAGUUUUGCAGGUCAUGCCAGGGAAAGUGGAGGAACUGAUUAAGAAAAUGAAUGGAUCAGAUAGUGAGAAGCUCUCUUGUGUGAUAGCUGAUCAGAGCAUUAGUUGGGCCUUGGAAAUUGCAGAGAAACAUAGAAUCAAGAGAGCUGCUUUCUGUCCUGCUGCAGCUGCAUCACUGGUCUUGACUUUCAGCAUUCAGAAAUUGAUUGAUGAUGGAAUUAUUGAUGAUGAUGGAACUCCUACUGGAAACCAAAUUUUCAAGUUGUCUCCAACAAUGCCUGCCAUGAACACGGAACAGUUAAUGUGGGCAAGCUUUGGGAGCAAAGAAGUUCAGAAAAAUAUAUUUAAGCUUAUUAACAACAACAAUAGAUCAGUUCAAUUGACAGAAUGGCUGCUAUGUAACACAACAUAUGACCUUGAACCUGGUGCAUUAGUUUUGUAUCCAAAAAUUCUACCCAUAGGUCCAUUACCAGCGAGAAUCAGACACCAUGAUUCGGCUGCAAACUUCUGGGCAGAAGAUUCAGCCUGUUUAGACUGGCUGGACCAGCAGCAGCCGCAGUCUGUCAUAUACAUUGCAUUUGGUAGUAUCACAAUUUUGAACCCAAUCCAGAUCAAGGAACUGGCCCUGGGACUUGAGCUCAUCAACAGACCAUUCUUGUGGGCUCUGGGUCCUAAUAAUAGAUGUCCUGAAGGAUUUGAAGACAGACUAAGCAUCCAUGGCAAGUUAGUCUGUUGGGCACCACAACAGAAGGUCCUUAGUCAUCCUUCUAUUGCUUGCUUUGUCAGCCAUUGUGGGUGGAACUCCACCAUUGAAGGUGUCAGUAACGGAGUCCCAAUUCUUUGCUGGCCUCACUUUGCUGACCAGUUCAUCAAUCAUGCUUACAUUUGUGAUAUUUGGAAGACUGGACUGGGUGUUAAGAGAGAUGAGAAAGAGAUCAUUACAAGAUUAGAAAUUAGAAACAAAGUGGACCAAAUUCUGGGGAAUGAAGAGUACAAAGAAAGGGCAUUGAAGCUCAAAGAAAUGGUAAUGAGUAGCAUCAAAGAAGGAGGUGGGUCUUACAACAACUUUGAGAAUUUUGUCAAAUGGCUCAAGGAAUAGAUAAGUGUACAUCUCAAUUUGCUGCUACUACUUCUCUGCGUUUCACUUUUU
Messenger RNA from Carica papaya (papaya), 1353 nucleotides. RefSeq names its product UDP-Glycosyltransferase superfamily protein. Lineage: Eukaryota; Viridiplantae; Streptophyta; Magnoliopsida; Brassicales; Caricaceae. Gene Ontology annotation, molecular function: quercetin 7-O-glucosyltransferase activity; quercetin 3-O-glucosyltransferase activity. The record is from RefSeq and is a predicted model, not a curated record.